AAAGGUGCCCAAGAGGGAGUGGGACCGCAGGUGCGGUCGGUCGGGAUGAGGCACAGCCGAGCAAUGUUGUGCGGUCCGUCGUGGAGAACGUGCGAGAACACAGGAGUGUCCUUUCCCGAGAGAAAAAGAGAGACUCCGCCGUCUCUUCGUACGCGUUUUCCUACCUGCGAGAGUGCUUCUUCUACGUGGAUUUCGGACAUUUUUAGCGCAACUUACCCAAACGAGAUAGAGUGCGUGAUGCGUGAAGCACUUCUUAACUGAUAAAUCUCGGGCGAGGUACUCCAGCGGUCGGAUGUAAGCUCAUAAAUGUGAGCUCGAAAUCAUUCCGAAUACGUGAGGUCGUCAAUCAAGCAACGAUGAGGACUGUCUUCUUCGUCGCUCUUUGUUCCACAUUUUUACUUAUAUUCGCGUCGAUCGUCGGGUCCCUCAACGACUGCAACGACCCGAACUUUCACUCUCUGGAGACGUCGGACUCGUCCAGGAUGGAGUGCGGCCCGAUCUUUCAAAAUCGCUGUCACUGCUCGAGAACGUGCUACGACGGCCGUUAUCAGUACGUCGUGAAUUGUACGAACACCGGAUUCCAGGACACUUCUCCGCUGGCGCAUCUUCCCAACAACACGCAAGUGCUCAUAUUUACGGGAAACGACCUGCAGGAACUUCCAUGGAACGUGUUCGGCACUCUGGACAAUCUGCCGUAUCUGAGAGUGAUCGACAUGUCGAACAACAAGAUACGCGAAAUUCGUGGCAAGGCCUACCAUCACGUGCAACACGUGGAACGUCUCAUCCUCGACUUCAAUAAUCUCUCGCUGGACCCGGCGAGGAGCCAUCCGAGAGUGUUCUCCAACUUCGUCUCCCUUCUGGAGUUGCAUCUUACCCGCGCUUUCGAGGACGGUUCACCGAGGAACCUGGCGUCGACGCUUCACGACAUCUUCGUCAACAGCAACCUAACGCACUUGAUAAAGCUUCACUUGGAACAAAACAAGAUCUCAGAGUUCCGGGACGUCAACGUGUUCUGCGACCUACCGAGGCUCCUGGACCUCCAUCUCGGGGAUAACGCCCUGAGCGCUCUUCACUUCAAUCUCUCGUGCCUUCACAAUCUGCGCUUCCUGGAUCUUCGACGGAACAAAUUCACGCGGGUCCUCGAACGCGAUCUCCAUGUCAUGGAUAAUCUCGCUAAGCACAAUCGGUCUGUGACCGUAGACUUCAUCGGCAAUCCAUUCGAGUGCUCCUGCAAGCUCAAUCCGUUCAUCAAGUGGAUGAAAAAGACAAAGGUUUUUGUUCGGAACAAGGCUAACUUACAGUGCUACGAAGGAAACACGACUCACGAAUUUCACGAAACGAAGAACUGCGCAACGAAAUUGAUGCUUUCCACCCGACGUGGAACGAAGGUGAUACUUUGUUUUCUGUCGAUGCUGCUGAUCGCCCUGGUGUGUGCUCUGGUCUACCUGCAACGGAGGAAACUCCAGAAGAAGAUCGAACCGGUGCUCGAUUCGGUCAGCAAGAGGGUUCGAUACACUUCAAUAGCGAAUAGUGACGUUCGCGAAGAUGUCGUGAACACAAUCUGGAAAAUGUCGCUCGCCGGGCGACUUCGUCUCGACGAGGUCGUCAGCUCGUUUCCGGAGAUCGGACCAACUGCUCCAGAUGGUGGCUACUCGUGGUUCGUUCUCCUCGGUGUUGUCUUUAUUCAGAUAACCGUGCCUAGCGUUCUCUCGAUGUAUGGCAUAGUGCUGGGAUAUUUAACGACGAAUAACGCGUUAUUUUACUUUGAUCUGUGGAGCGCGAAGAUCACCCUGACACCGAUACUGUUCGUCGCCUUUUGGAGUCUGGCAGAUCCAUGGACCAAAACGAUCACGGAUCUGGCGUCGAUACCACGACUGGUCGGUCUGAUCGGCGUGACCCUCCUUACUACGGGUGUCAUAGCUUCUGGAUACUUGGCGACCGGUGGUGCGGGUGCUUAUCUGGCCAGUUUGAGUGCCGGGGCCGUGAUGGGUGUAGGAGCGAGUUUUGUGAUCGUCGAGAGCGAGACGGUCUUGCGGAAGCACUUCAGGGUGAAGCUGCCGCUAGUGCUGACGCUGAAGAACAUCGCCGCUUCCUUCGGCUUCACGAUUGUGCCUGCGCUCAUGCAUUUCUUGCUCGUGGAGACCGGAUUGAAGAGCAGUAUCCUGCUUAUGACAAUCGCCUUCAUUCCCACCGCCUUGGGCACGCUGACUUUGCGCUCUCCGGCACCACAACGAGCGUCUCCUUACAGAUUGCUUCUGCCUACCAACGAGGACAAUGAAUUGGGCAUCAGAAUAUCCCCGGACAGAGACUCAGAGUCGGAGCGACAGAGUAAUGGCGUAGACAAUGCCGGGUACGAAAACGGUGAUAAACGCGAUAGAAACGCCGUGCCUCUGUUCAGCGAGGUGAAUAGCAUCUACGCGUAUCAGGAAGAUGAGGACGUCGAGCUCUUCCUCAAUCCGACCGUGCGCUCAGGCGGCAAGUGGAAGCAGGAGUUUCGCGUGGUUCGCUACUUCCGGUUCUGGGCGGCCGUAGUGACGUGGAUCGGGAUGAAGGCCGGUUCGCUCUACUUCUGGAUCCUGGUACCCGCUGUGUUUCUGCAACGAAACGCGGUCUCGUCCGUUUAUCACUCGGACGGUUGGGUGACGUUGUUGGUGGUCGCCGGUCUCGGCUCCUUCGUACCCAGCAUCGCCAGCUGUUGGUCCAUCAUGACCACCGCACAGUACAGAAGGAUAUAUUUCGGGGUUGCCUGUUGGCUCGGCAGUAUUAUUUUAUUAGCCUUAUCUUAUACGAAUAACUAUUACUGGUUUCUGACAUGCUCGCUACUUGGUGGAAUUAGCAUCGGCAGUUUGUUCACUUGCCAGGACUUAACGUUGUGCGACGCUGGAAAUCAGUUCGCGAAUCGCUCGCACAAGUUGUUCUCCACCUUGGUCGGACUAGGCGUGCUGACAUUCUGCUUCGUGCAUAAUGAGAACAUGUGCCUUCGCGCGGUUGCGUUGCUGCAGUUUUUUGGUGGAUGUUACUGGACCGUCCCGCCCAUUUGGGAAAUCGUACAAGCACGUAGACUCAGAGACGGUUAAUCCCGUUAAAAAAAAUCACGAGUCAUGCUCUUUACAUUCCGCCAUAGAAAUAUUUACAAAGGCGUUGAUCGAUGAAAGUCACAGUGUGAUUGAUUAUGUAAUGUCUUUAAAUAGUAAAAAUACUCUCUUAUAGGAUAAUCUUAAGAAUAGAUGUACGCUCCGUAUAAUGCAAAACUGUGUAUCUGCGAAAUAGUCAUACACAUUACGGAGCGCGCGAUACUUUAAUGCAUAACUUCCACAACAACUACAAGAUACACAGUAAUACGAAAAGAUAGAAUUAUAUCACAAGAUAAUUGCAAGAUAAAACGAGGAAUAAAAAUAAAAUCCCGUAAAAUCUUGCACACACGCUUUCUCUUCUUCCUUACAAUAAAGUAAAUAUAAAAACUCGAUACUUUUAAAACUUGUAUUCGUGUUUUCCGAUUAAAGCCUAGCUGAUAAGAAUCACGUUAUGACUAAUAAGUAGAAUAAAAUGAAGAUUGCUUUAUA
This is a messenger RNA of Nylanderia fulva, 3563 nucleotides long. RefSeq lists its product as uncharacterized. The record is from RefSeq and is a predicted model, not a curated record. Lineage: Eukaryota; Metazoa; Arthropoda; Insecta; Hymenoptera; Formicidae. Gene Ontology annotation, biological process: transmembrane transport. Gene Ontology annotation, molecular function: transmembrane transporter activity.